UCUCAGCGUGCUGCGAAGCCCGUCGGCCAUGAGAAUCUAUUACCUUCUCUUCGUGUUGCCCUUCCUGUUCUUGAUGCCUGUUCCAGGAAAUGGAGGAAUUAUAAGCCUCCUGCAGAAGCAGUUUUGCAGCUUAAGAAGCGGCCGCUGUGCUGUGCUGGGCUGCCUUCCAAAGGAAGAACAGAUCGGCCGAUGCUCUCUCAGUGGCCGAAAGUGCUGCCGAAGAAAGAAAUAACAAAUCCAGAUACCCGA
Messenger RNA from Hyaena hyaena (striped hyena), 249 nucleotides. RefSeq names its product beta-defensin 103A-like. The transcript has 2 exons. NCBI's taxonomy places the organism in Eukaryota, Metazoa, Chordata, Mammalia, Carnivora, Hyaenidae. The coding region runs from base 29 to 232 and encodes 67 amino acids. The record is from RefSeq and is a predicted model, not a curated record. Gene Ontology annotation, molecular function: CCR6 chemokine receptor binding; chemoattractant activity. Gene Ontology annotation, cellular component: extracellular region. Gene Ontology annotation, biological process: cell chemotaxis; defense response to bacterium.